Messenger RNA from Camelus dromedarius (Arabian camel), 4126 nucleotides. Its product is annotated as NUT family member 2G-like. The transcript has 7 exons. The record is from RefSeq and is a predicted model, not a curated record. The coding region runs from base 1715 to 3880 and encodes 721 amino acids. Lineage: Eukaryota; Metazoa; Chordata; Mammalia; Artiodactyla; Camelidae.
GAAAAUGACGCCAAAUAUAUUUGAAAUAACAUAAGAAGUACAUUUUUAUCACAUAAGGUCAUUUUGUAAUUGAUGCAACUGGCAACUCACUUCAGAGUGUUACUUGUAAAACUGAAGUAGAGGAUAAUAUUUAUGUACAUGACAAAAUAUCCAGAAUGCAGAAGCGAAUAACAGGAAAAACCAACUCAUAAAACUGACAUGUCUAAAUUAGAAACACUCAUCUCCAUACGUGCCCCCUUAAAGAUAAUCCUCAGGAGUCUCUGAUUCACAUUUUUGUCCUUUACAACCUUCCCUCCCAUAUGCAUUACCUUCUUAGACACAAAGAAUGAAAAACCUUCUGCUGUUAAAAAUACUACUCAUGCCAUUUUCAGUAAUACCGCUCACAUAAUACAUUUAUAAAAAUUUUUAGUUUACUUAGGAUGACACUGCUCUUGUUUAACACCAAUUCAAAAAUGGGCACAAGAACUAAAGAAGCAGCUCUCCAAUGAAGGCACACAAAUGGCAAAAAGGCACAUGAAAAAGUGCUCUAUAUCACUACUUUUCAGAGAAACGCAAAUCAAAACUACAACAGGGUAUCACCUGACACCAGUCAGAAUGGCCAUCAUUCAAAAGUCCACAAACGAUAAAUGCUGGAGAGGCAAUGGUGAAAAGGGCACCCGCAUACACUGUUGGCGGGAAUGUAUCUGGUACAGCCAUUAACGAAAACGGUAUGGAGAUUCCUCAAAACACUAAAAAUAGACUUACUAUAUGAGCCAGCAAUCCCACUCCUGAGCAUAUAUCCAGAGGGGGCUCUAAUUCGAAAAGAAACCUGCACCCCAACGUUAAUAGCUGGACUAUUUACAAUAGCCAAGACAUGGAAACAACCUAAAUGUCCAUCAAGAGGUGACAAGAUAAAGAAGCUGUGGUAUACUUAUAUAAUGGAAUACUACUCAGCCAUGAAAAAGAAUAAAAUCAUGUCAUUUGCACUAACAUGGAUGGCCCUGGAGAAUGUCAUUCUAAGUGAAGUAACCCAGAAAGAAAAAAAAAUACCGUAUGAUAUCACUGAUAUGUGGGUUCUAAAAAAGAAAAGGGAAAAAUGACCUUGUUUACAAAACAGAAACACACUCACAGACAUAGAAAACAAACAUAUGGUUAUCAGACUUGGGAACUGAAUGGGAAGGGAUCAACCGGGAGAUCGAGAUUCGCAGAUAUGAAGUGGUACAUAUAAAACAGAUAGGCAAGGUUACACUGUAUAGCACAGGGAACCAUACUUGUUACCUUGUAGCACGUUACGGAGAAAAAGAAUAUGAAUAUGAGUAAACGUAUAUUCGUGUAUGACUAAAGCACCUGCUGUAAACCAGAAACUGACACAACAUUGUAAAUUGACUAUACUCCAAUUUAAAAAAAAAAUAAAGUAAAUUGCCUAGAGAGCCACACACCACGUAUGCUGCCACUCUGUAAGGCGGAAGGAACUUCCGGUUCUUGCUUUCCUGCCAGAGCCCUGCAGGGAAAGUCUCCCCACACCCACCCAGGCCCACCUGCCCGCUGCCCUCUGCCCCUCCCCCACUACAGAGUGUCCUGAGCCUCACAUUCUACUGUUUAAAUUCAAACUUCACCUGCCUUUGCUUGAAUUCCGAGCAUCUGCUGGAGCAGUUAACUCACUCUCUGGGUCCUCGUCUGCAUUUCUCUCAUUGAGGCUACCAGGCAGCGCUGGUCUGUGCCCACGUCUGUGGGAAUGGCUUUACAAAGAGCAUCUCCACUGCUGGGAACGGAUGUGCUCAUGAGCACUGGUGCCUCCGUGUCUCCAUUCACGGCACUUCCCUUUCCCCCACCCGCUCCUGGCCCCCAACACCGGCCACCCUGGGAGCAGCACCUGCCACCUUCCUUGACCCCAUCGUUCCCUCCUGGCACCACCCUGCUGCUGCCAGCUUUCCCCACGACACCUUUGGUGGCUACUGGUGGCCAAGUCCCCAUUGCCACUGGGCCUUGCAACAUCCCUGUCUACGCAAGAUCAGAAGGGAGGCCAACAGAGUUCCCUCCGAUGCAGAGCUUCGUUCUCCCUCCAGGAACUGUCACCUGGGGUGCACCAGGGGCCCUCAGUGGGACUGCUACUUGCCCUGCUCCCCUGUCCUUAGCACCCCAAGUGACCACCCCAGCUGUCGGGGUAACUCAGGCUGGCACGGGAGGCUGGGCCCCCGGCCGUCCCUCUCAAGCUCCACCACCACCUGUACAGCUGGCCCCCAGCGUGGCCCCCAUCAACACUGGGCCACGGCCACCUGGCGCUUCCAGGGAGGGGAGUCUGGCCCCCUCCCAGUCUCAGCCACCUCAGGAUGACUCCUUUAGCUGCAACGACAUCUACAAGCACUACCGACGUUGGCAGCGCUUCAAGAGCCUGGCCCGGAGGCACCUUCCCCAGAGCCCUGACGCACAAGCUCUCUUCUGCUUUGUCAUCCCAGUGCUUCGGUCCCUGGCCCGACUCAAGCCCACCAUGACGCUGGAGGAGGGACUGCGGCGGGCCGAGCAGCAAUGGGAGCGCACAAGCAACUUCGACCGCAUGAAUUACUAUGAGAUGGCGGCAAAGUUCAAGGAGAUUGAGGCUGAGGAUGAAAUGCAGCCUCAGCACUUGCAGUGCACGAAGGGGGUGCAGGGCCUGCCUCCUCCAGCCCCACCGAAGCUGGAACCGUGGGGGCCCCCGGCCCCAAAGGUGGGCCCACAGCCAGGCACUCACGUGCCCACUGGAGCUGAACACAAAGCCUGCGUGCCCAGGAAGGCCAGCCCCACGGCCAAAACCAACCACCCACAGCCAGACAGAUCCCGGCAGCCCCCAGAGACCAAGGAGCCCAAGGAGAUUCCCCUUGAGGCUCUCAGCGAGUAUGAGGACAUCUUGGAGGAGCUGCUGGGGCCUGUCCUCUCAGCCACUUGGGAGCCAGAAGCAGCAUGCCCUGAGGACGGGACCUACCCGGACCCGGGUCUCCUGAGCUACAUGGACCAGCUGUGUUCCCAGGAAGACUUUGUCACCAAGGUGGAGGACAUCAUUCACCCUCAGUUCCUGGAGGACUUACUUUCCCCAGAGUCACAGCUGGAUCCCUUGGCACUGGCUGAGGAGUUAGAACAGGAGGAAGGACUCACCCUUGAAGAGCUGGUGCAGAAACCACUCCUGACCCUGAACGAGGAGUUGGGCGAGUCUGAUGUCACCCAAGAUGCCCAGAGGCAUGACCACGGCCCCCAGCUAGGGGUCAGCGAUGAAGAAAGCCCACCAGAGACUGAGUUCAAGCAACUUGCGACGAGCAGCGGAACAGAGAGUGGCCUCCUCAGACCCAAACUCUAUAUCCACUCUCCAGGACAUGAGGCUUUCCCUACAUCCCAGGCUGGACAGCCCCUCUCUCCUCCCCAGGGUCAAAGGCACACUGCACCGAGCCUGGGACCCAGGGACACCUCAACUGUCAGAGAGACCUCUCCUCUUAGGGAGGACGCAGGGCCAGGGCCAGGGCCAGGGCCAGGGGAUGGGUCCAGGGAGAACAAGGAGGAGGUUCCCAGUCUGGACUUUAUCUUGGCCACUCAGUACUGCCUCAUGCCCUGGGGAGGGAAGUCCCACAGCUCUGCCCCAGGGCCCUUGAGAUUUCUCUGCCCUGGAGUUCAGGGGGCUCGCCAAGGCCCCUCCCCUCAGAGGAUCGGACCUAGCGCAGCUCCUCCACCAGCUGCCAAGCCUAGGAAGCGGGAUCUGUGUGGAGGCCAGGGGUCUGAUGACAAGCUGCCCCAGCCCAAGCCUGACCUCGGGCUCUCUGGGACGCCAGCCUUGCCUCCGGGGCUGGUGCGCCCCUCACAACCAAAAAUGAGGAGGUGUGACCCAUUUGUUGGAGGGAGUGGGAGGAGGAGGAGAAAGAGGCACUGCAACAAGUAAUAAGCCUCCAGUGCCAGGUCCCCAGGGGACCUUAGGGGCUCUUCCUCAUCCAGUGCUGAGCCUGCUGAUGUACAGGACAGGGAGGGGGGCAGGGAGGGAGUGCGGGACCAUGAGGGCCAGGGUGCGGUGGGGUGGGGUGGUGGCAGUUGGAGGGUGGGGGAGGUGGGUCUGGGCGGAUGUGGCUGGGAGCAGCACCUUGGGGUGAUAUAUUUUAAAUGGGAAUAAAAAUACUUUUGUUUGCAAAUG